This is a messenger RNA of Numida meleagris (helmeted guineafowl), 166 nucleotides long. It is a transcript of the gene TUFM, whose product is annotated as Tu translation elongation factor, mitochondrial. Gene Ontology annotation, molecular function: translation elongation factor activity. The record is from RefSeq and is a predicted model, not a curated record. Gene Ontology annotation, biological process: mitochondrial translational elongation. Gene Ontology annotation, cellular component: mitochondrion. NCBI's taxonomy places the organism in Eukaryota, Metazoa, Chordata, Aves, Galliformes, Numididae.
GUGUACGUGCUGAGCGCUCAGGAGGGCGGGCGCCACAAACCGUUCGUGUCGCACUUCAGCCCCGUCAUGUUCUCCCACACCUGGGACAUCGCCACCCGCGUGCUGCUGCCGCCCGGAAAGGAGCUGGUGAUGCCGGGUGAGGACACGUCACUGCAGCUGCUGCUGC